AUGGCGGUAUCGUUCUCGAAUCCCCUGCCUAUUCUGCAAGGCUGGGACGAGGGCAGCGCGAGCUUUAACACGACCUCCCACGGCACCGAUGGCGAGGCGAAUAGACUGGCAUUUCCGUUCCUUUACGCGGACAUAGACCAGCCUCCGGUCCUGACCUCUUCCGCGGAGAGCCUCCGGACCAAGGCCCUCGAGGCCAUCCGGCACCAUUACCAAUGGGAGCACGACUUCAACCCACUCUGCGCCCUCAAGCUCGCCAACAACUGGAGCGAUGCUUGGUCGGCCACCGAUCUCGAUUCCCCGUUCCUCUUCCUGGCGGCGUACUCGCCCAAAGUCGUCAUAGGGUUCUACGCCCUCCUCAGGGACCUGACGCUACUAAAGGAUGCGGACGAGGGCUUUCCUCGAUGGGAAUCAUACAAUGGGUUUUACGGCUCCCAUUACGCGGCAGUGCUGCUCGAGAAGAUGGUGCUGAUCAGGUUUCCCAAUAACGGAAAAUGGAUGACCACGUUUCGUUCCUGGAACGGAGAAAAGGAUCCAACACGGUUGCAAUGCAUGUUGGACGGUUUCCGCACUCGUCUCGAUAAGGCGGAAAGACGAUGGGCGUCUUUGAAAGAAAUGUUGGGAGCGCUCGAAAAGGAAGUCCACCUCCAGUACAUGGGACGGCUACGGCACAGCCUAGAGGCGACAUUCAAUUUCUUCCGCGAUGAAGUCCAGGAGUGCAACGACACGAUAGCAAGGUUGGAGAUGGAAGAAGCGAAAAAGCUGUCGCUCGUAUCCGAGAAGGACACUUUCAACAACCCUUCCGUGUCGUCAGCCAUUGACUCCGCCUCGAUGAACCCGAACGAACGGUCACAGGCCGCCCAGGGACUCCCUUCCAGCCGCCGGAAGCUCCGCAAGAGGCCCCCGACGGCCCCAUACCGCCGCGGCGGAAGUCGAAGGAGACCAGGAGCCGCCACUGAGGAACCCAAGCUCUGGCGCAGCCUCGGUCUUUCGCUCGUCACGGGGCUCGUGGUCAUAUCACUCCCGUUCAUAGUGAUCGCGACGCUACUGUGCGAGGCCGCCGACACGGUCCCGAUGUACGACAGCAACUUCUACUCGACCCUGAGCCAGCAGCUCCUGGGCUUCGGGGGCCUCUACGCCAUCAUGAAGCCCAAGCUGGUGCAGUGGCUCACCGACUUUGGCUUGCUCACUUACGAAGGAGACCCGCCCGGAGGCAUAAAGACGAACUGGCCUGUCAUCUUCAACUGUCUGGUCGGGACAGCGUUCCUCACUCUGUUGGCAAGCUCCCCCAUCUACCCGUAUUAUCCCCAAUCCAGUAUCCCGCUCGGGGCCGUGGCGGCCAUCUGCGCAAACCUCGCAACGCUGCUCAUCAUUGAGGACACUGGGAAUCAGAUAGUACAGCAAAGCGAGAUGAUCGAAGGACUAGAAGGUGAGCUAGAGGGCUACCGUAGAAGGGGUUGA
Colletotrichum spaethianum is the source of this 1458-nucleotide messenger RNA. RefSeq lists its product as uncharacterized. Lineage: Eukaryota; Fungi; Ascomycota; Sordariomycetes; Glomerellales; Glomerellaceae. The record is from RefSeq and is a predicted model, not a curated record. The coding region runs from base 1 to 1458 and encodes 485 amino acids. The transcript has 2 exons.